AUUAGAUCUGCCACACAAAAGUCCUUGAGUUUCCAGAAUGAUUCCCAGGUGGAGAAUUGCUCAACAGGUGGCUCAGGCAAGGAAUUUUGCUGCAGCAGCAGCUGGCCAUGGAGAAGGAUCUAGUGCUAGGUUAUGGAAGAUUUUGAGCUUUGUGGUGGCACUUCCUUCAGUAGGCAUCUGCUGGCUGAAUGUGCAGCUGAAAAAGAGAGAUCACCCCCAUGAACGUCCUGAGUUCAUUCCAUAUCCCCAUCUGAGGAUUCGGACAAAGGCUUAUCCAUGGGGUGAUGGAAAUCACUCUUUCUUUCACAAUCCCCACACCAACCCACUACCCACCGGCUAUGAAGACGUGGGCAGCCAUCACUGAGACCC
Molecule: messenger RNA, 369 nt
Organism: Thamnophis sirtalis
Lineage: Eukaryota; Metazoa; Chordata; Lepidosauria; Squamata; Natricidae
Gene: COX6A2
Product: cytochrome c oxidase subunit 6A2
Biological process (GO): mitochondrial electron transport, cytochrome c to oxygen
Cellular component (GO): respiratory chain complex IV; mitochondrial inner membrane
Molecular function (GO): enzyme regulator activity
Source: RefSeq, a predicted model, not a curated record